CGCCGCUUCUUCCCCAUCUCCAAGGACCAGCCUCGGGCCCUCUUGCCCCUGGCCAAUGUGGCACUAAUUGACUACACCCUGGAAUUCCUGACUGCCACGGGGGUCCAGGAAACCUUUGUCUUUUGCUGCUGGAAGGCGUCUCAGAUCAAGGAACAUUUGCUGAAAUCCAAGUGGUGCCGCCCCACGUCCCUCAAUGUGGUCCGGAUCAUUACGUCAGACCUGUACCGAUCGCUGGGGGACGUUCUCCGGGAUGUUGACGCCAAGGCCUUAGUGCGCUCGGACUUCCUGCUGGUGUACGGGGACGUCAUCUCCAACAUCAAUGUGACCAGGGCUCUGGAGGAACACAGGUUGAGGCGGAAGCUAGAAAAAAACGUAUCUGUGAUGACCAUGAUCUUCAAAGAGUCGUCCCCCAGCCACCCAACUCGCUGCCAGGAGGACAGUGUGGUGGUGGCUGUGGAGAGCAUCACAAACCGGGUUCUCCAUUUCCAGAAGACCCAAGGCCACCGGCGUUUCUCUUUCCCCCUGAGCCUGUUCCAGGGCAGUGGAGAUGGCGUGGAGGUGUGCUAUGAUUUGCUGGAUUGUCACGUCAGCAUCUGCUCUCCUCAGGUGGCGCAGCUCUUUACCGACAACUUUGACUACCAGACUCGAGAUGACUUCGUGCGAGGCCUGUUGGUGAAUGAGGAGGUCCUAGGAAACCAGAUCCACAUGCACAUAGCAACCAAGGAAUAUGGGGCCCGCGUCUCCAACCUCCACAUGUAUGCGGCCGUCUGCGCCGACGUCAUCCGCCGAUGGGUCUACCCCCUCACCCCAGAGGCGAACUUCACUGACAGCCCCACCCAGAGCUGCACUCAUUCCCGCCACAACAUCUACCGGGGCUCGGAAGUCAGCCUGGGCCACGGCAGCGUCCUAGAGGAGAACGUGCUCUUGGGCUCAGGCACGGUCAUUGGCAGCAAUUGUUCCAUCACCAACAGCGUCCUUGGUCCUGGCUGCCACAUUGGUGAUAACGUGGUGCUUGACCAGGCCUACCUGUGGCGGGGCGUCCAGGUGGCGGCCGGAGCACAGAUCCACCAGUCUGUGCUCUGUGACCACGCGGAGGUCAAGGAGCGGGUCACACUGAAGCCGCACUGUGUCCUCACUUCCCAGGUGGUGGUGGGCCCAGACCUCGUGUUGCCCGAGGGUUCCGUGAUCUCCCUGCACCCUCCGGACGCAGAGGAGGAUGAGGAUGACGGCCAGUUCAGCGACGAUUCUGCGGCCGACCAAGAAAAAGGGCACAUGAAGCUGAAAGGUUACAAUCCAGCUGAGGUGGGCGUGGCCGGCCAGGGCUACCUCUGGAAAGCGGCAGACACCAGCCUGGAGGAAGAGGAGGAGCCACAGCAAAAUCUGUGGGGACUUCAGCUCAGCAUGGAUGAGGAGAGCGAGAGUGAAAGCGAGCACAGCCUGGGCUCUGAGGAGCCGGACAGCCGGGCGGGCUCCCCACAGUUGGAUGAUGUCAAGGUGUUCCAGAAUGAGGUGCUGGGAACCCUCCAGCGGGGCAGAGAGGAGAACAUUUCCUGUGACAAUCUCGUCCUGGAGAUCAACUCUCUCAAGUAUGCCUACAACAUAAGCCUGAAGGAGGUGAUGCAGGUGCUGAUCCACGUGGUCCUGGAAUUCCCCCUGCAGCAAAUGGACGCCCUGCUCGACCCAAACCGCUACCGUGCCCUGCUGCUUCCACUACUCAAAGCCUGGAGCCCCGUUUUCAGGAACUACAUCAAGCGUGCGGCCGACCAUUUGGAAGCCUUGGCAGCCCUUGAGGACUUCUUCCUGGAGCAUGACGUCCUUGGUCCGUGCAUGGCCAAGGUGUUGAUGGCAUUCUACCAGCUGGAGGUCCUGGCUGAGGAAACCAUCCUGAGCUGGUUCAACCAGAGGGACACGACGGAUAAGGGCCAGCAACUGCGCAAGAAUCAGCAGCUGCAGCGCUUCAUCCAGUGGCUAAAAGAGGCUGAAGAGGAGUCAUCCGAGGGUGACUGAAGUCACACUGCUACCCCUGGCUCCCGGGUCAGGGCCAGGUGGAGCUGCUUGCAGAAGGACGAGAGACUAUGAGCCAAACUGAGGCUUAAGGAAUCAGAGACUGGAACUACAGUAUUCUUCCCACUGCCAGCAACCAGGCCUGCCUGGGGAGUUGGGAUUAGGGAAGCUGCCCUGGAAUAAAGCUCUGCCCAGGGCGGAGCCCAACGAGCCCUGCCAUCGGAGGCAGGCCAGAGGGACAGCUUGUGCUCUGGUUCUCCCCCCCCCCCGUGGGGCACAGCAGGGAGCAGCUGGGCCCCUCUGCUGCUUGUUCUGGUUAGUAAUUAAAAGAGAGAGAGGGGUGUGUUUG
This is a messenger RNA of Echinops telfairi (small Madagascar hedgehog), 2353 nucleotides long. It is a transcript of the gene EIF2B5, whose product is annotated as eukaryotic translation initiation factor 2B subunit epsilon. Gene Ontology annotation, molecular function: translation initiation factor binding; translation initiation factor activity; guanyl-nucleotide exchange factor activity. Lineage: Eukaryota; Metazoa; Chordata; Mammalia; Afrosoricida; Tenrecidae. The record is from RefSeq and is a predicted model, not a curated record. The transcript has 16 exons. The annotation marks the transcript as partial. Gene Ontology annotation, cellular component: eukaryotic translation initiation factor 2B complex.